Messenger RNA from Plasmodium vivax (malaria parasite P. vivax), 1512 nucleotides. Its product is annotated as variable surface protein Vir18, putative. Bases 1 to 1512 code for a protein of 503 amino acids. Lineage: Eukaryota; Apicomplexa; Aconoidasida; Haemosporida; Plasmodiidae. The transcript has 2 exons. The record is from RefSeq and is a predicted model, not a curated record.
AUGGCUUGGUUGUUUAGAGGAUUUAGUAGAUACAUUAAUCCUUACCAAAAACACGAUUCCGCAUCAUGCAUGAAUACUUAUAGCAAAUUAAAAGAUGACAUUUAUCAAAGAAUUGAUCGUUUUAAUAAUGAUAUGCAUACAAAUAUUUACAAUGAAUGGCAUGAAUUAUAUAAAUAUAUAAAUGCAAAAAAUGCUUCAAUAAAACAUUGUGUUGAUGACAGAUAUAUAAACAGUGAUUUUAGUAAAGAUGAUAAAAUAAACAAUUUCAAAAGUAUAUGUGAUAAUAAACGUAUUUGUCGGAUUAAUAAAAAUCCCCCAUUAAAAAAAACUGGUACAGUUGAACCCUGUAGAAAAGGUAAAAAUUGUAAGACAGUUACUGCAGAAACAACAGGAAAAGGCAAAUUAAGACCAGAGUUGGAAGGAGAACCCUCAAAAGCAACUCGUUUACAAGGGCCAAAAGCACAAGAAACAAGUCGAGAGCAUGCUGGUAGAGAAGAAUCUAAUAGACAAAGCGAAGUUUUACCUGCUCAAUUAGAUGCAAAGUUUCUCCCUAAUUCUAUUAAAAGCGAAGAUAAUGAACCAGAAUCUGUAGGUAAUAAACAUUCUAGCACAUCUGUACUAGGAAGUACUUCCACACAAGCUUUGGCUGACAUAGGGGAUACACCAACUACAGAAUUAAAUCUGCAAGCAGAAGAUUCUCCAUCACAAAGCAGUUCUCCUGGGGAAUCUAUUGCAGGGGGUACAUUACGAGUAAGUUAUUCAGAUAGAAGUCUUCCUCAAAGUAAUUUAUCUGAUGAUCAAACUUUAGAUGCUAAUCACAGUAAUAUGCAAACACAUCAAGGUGGAGGUGCUGAAAGCCAGGAUCAUAACCAUAAAAACCUUGAUACAGAACUUGCUGAUAGAGUAUCUCUGCUUGGAAAUGAUUUUGCUUCUGAAAAACUUGGCGAAAAGCGUUCUGUUGAUAAAGAUAAUAGUAGACCAGGCAAUAAUAAUGUAGCACAUGUCCUCGAAGCGGAUAGACCUUUAGAUACUGAGAACGAAGGCGUUGUUAGUGCACCAACCGAAGUUGUAUCUUCUGGAGAUACAAGUCCUAUUCGUGAAACUUAUGGUGAUAAAGAUGUUCGUGGUGCCACCAAUGGUAUAGAAAUUAAAAAUGAUCAAGAACGUCGUAAUGAAGAUAUAUGUAAUGGAACUUCUUGUAUUACAGAACAAGUUGGUGGAUUAACUCAUGAUAAAUUAGAUAUACUUGCUCAAAUUUCCAAUGCAAUACAAAGUAACCCAAAAAUCAUAAAAACUUCAAUGCCCAUAGGAAUUGCUCUGUUAUUGGGCCUUCUUUUUAAAUACACUCCUUUGUGGAGGGUUCUUACUAAAAAGAAUAGGAAGAAAGGAGCAGGUAUCAAUGAAGAAUUGAAUAGUGUACUGCAAGAACCUUCAAUUAUGGAUGAAGAAAGAAGUAUCCCAUUUUCAUAUAGUGCUUUUGAAUAUUCAUCAUUUGAUCAAAAUUCAUAUUAA